Cuscuta epithymum is the source of this 2348-nucleotide messenger RNA. The record is from the annotation of a GenBank genome assembly. NCBI's taxonomy places the organism in Eukaryota, Viridiplantae, Streptophyta, Magnoliopsida, Solanales, Convolvulaceae.
GUAAACAUUUAUGUUUGGAUCCCUAUAAUCCAUCAAUGGUGCUUUUAUUGAGAGUUUGAGCAAAAAUAAAGUGAGAAAACCUCCCAAAAAGAAUAUGUCCAAAACACAAAAAAAUCCAGUCAAAAACUAUUCUGGAAAAUAUCAUAAAAUAGCCGAAGUUUCAGAUCUGGAGAGGUUGGAAGAAUCACAGCCUGCGUUCGGGCAGACCCAACAGUCCCCGGCGAAGUCUAGUCCGGUCACAUCCGUCACAGCCGCCACGCCGGUAGCCAUCGCAGCUCAAGGAACGCCCAGGCCGCGAUUAGAACUCCGGAGUCAUCCGCUUCGGCGGUUGAGGCUCAACCUCAAAUACCGCCAUUAAUGGCCGCUUCAACGCUCCUGGAGUAACGAGGUGCACCUCCGGACGAAAAACAUGCCCUGAAUCUGCAGGACCCGCCGGAGCGGCCCGAGCAGUAAUAGUUCUGACGGACCUCUCCUCACCCCUCCGAUGACUGCGAACCCCGGAGCUUGGCAGAGCAGCAACGGACAUCGAGGGGUCCUCUCCCCUUUUUGACGAUGACCGUGACCGGGAACUCCCUUCCUCUCCAUCAGCGACGCCGAUUAUUCUCAGUCUUAGGGACAGCAACUCCGACGAUGGCCAAAGCACUCUCCCUCUUCGGAAGCUCUGUCCGCAGAAGCUUGGGUAAGGUGUCGGGCGAGCUAGCUGUACUUGGUCAACAAGAAAUGCUGGGCUUGAUUCUUGGGCCAAGGCUACUCCAACCCCAAAUUUUACUCUCAACAAUGAUAUUGGGCCACAAUUUCAGCAACACACCCAUUUUCAGCCCAACAGAAGCUAAGUGCUUUUUCUCCAACUUUUAUGUAAAUUGUCAAAUUCUUAAACUGAUUCAAAAAAAAAAAAAUAAUUAUAAAAAUUAUGAAAUGGAAUAUUUUAAUAAUAUAGCAUCUAACUUCAAUCUCAAGGGGCGAGUCAUCCGUUAAAAGAUCCCGAAAAGCACGGACUGGCAGAUUCGAACUAAGUGACAAGUUGAGCUAGAUUAUUAAUUUAUUAUCAUUACUUUUAAAGACUUCCAAAAAAGAAAGUCAUAAAAAUGAAAAAAUUAAUAAUAUAACAUCAAACUUCAAUCUUGAGGGGCGAGUCAUCCGUUAAAAGAUCCCGAAAAGUGCGGACUGGCGGAUUCGAACUACGAACAUGAGUGGCAAGUUGAGUUAGAUUAUUAAUUUAUUAUCAUUAUUAUUUUUAAAUAGUGUGUAUUUUUUGACAUUGAAAAAACGAACUUAUUCUGAGCACUCGCAUACACCGGCGGACUAUUGAAGUCUUGCGCCACGGGUCACGACAAACGGGUGUGGCGAUAAAUAAGCUUCAAAUCCAAAUGUUAUCUAAUAGACACUCUGGUUUCUAUGUUCUAUACGAGUUAUGUGUGCGCCCUAAAACUAUCGAGUCAUACUCCAAAUUAGGCGCGUGUCACGCUCCAGUUAAGCAUAGAAACAUAAUUUGAGCCCCAACUUGAAAAUUUGAGGUCACUUAAUGUAGGCUCAAAUCCAACAGCAAAUUAUAAGCUCAAGAAAUUAUAACAAUUUUAUUUGAAUGCAUAGGUGCAACUAAAUGAUGACCAGGACUACUUAGCAUGCUGAGCUACUCACAUAGAGAGACUGGUCUCGGCCAUCCCCUCAGCAGACGGACACCGCUGCAGCUCCGUGCCUAGGUCGAAGGGUUCACCCCUUUUGCUUCAUUUUGGGGGCAUCUGAUGUACUCUUUUUCCCUCAUUAGGAUUUUUUUCCCACAGGUUUUUUCGUAAUGAGGUUUUUAACGAGGCAUCUCCCCAUUGUGGAUCAAAAAGUGUCGACCCUCGGCCCCCUAUUGAAGACAUCAUCACGAGACAUGUACUACUCUACUCCUCUUCACCUCACUACAUUCACCUCAAGGAGUGGGGGACUGGACGAGUGGGGGACUUAGCGCCACCGUUAACCAAAGAAGCAGAAAUUCCAAAAUUUUCACGAAGUUUACUCACCAGACGAUGACAGAUCAGCACACAUUUCUACUCCCUUUCGCCUCGAGUACUCUCGACUCAGGGAGUGGGGGACUCCUGAUAGAGUAUAUAAACUUGGACCCCAGGGUCUCACGACUAUUGGGUCUGGACAGCGGCCCACACACGCUUCACCGAUAUCAUUCAUAUUAUUGUACAGUCCGAUUUGUAUUUGUAUCCACUAGAUUAGCCUUUUUUAUAUCAGUCCAUUUAUGUAACCGGGUUUGUCGGGCCCAUAUUAGAGGCCCAGACCCGGAUUUCCCUAUUUAUACACCUCUUGGAGCUUCUUGUAACCUUAAGUCAUAAUUCCAUAAUUCAAUACUAUUC